Molecule: messenger RNA, 2524 nt
Organism: Blepharisma stoltei
Lineage: Eukaryota; Ciliophora; Heterotrichea; Heterotrichida; Blepharismidae
Source: the annotation of a GenBank genome assembly
AUGGAAAAUGCAUUAGUUUCCGAAGUAAAUAUAAUAGCAAGAGAAUAUUCCCCAUCACGAACAAACAAAACUAAAUGACGAGCUUUUAGAAAACCUGCAAUGUCUCCACCUACUUAUAAAAUUGAUUACCAGCCGACAAAUGGAGAUGACAUGAUAGCACUUAUUUUUCAAAAACAGUUAAACAUAAUUGAUGGCUAUUUAUUUAGCCAGCUCUAUAAGCGGCUAAUGCUGAAGAGAAACGAAAAUUUAUUCAAGUCUUUUUUGAAUUUUUGAAACCUCAUCAAUCCAAAUAAGAUGCCUGGAAUAUCCAGAAAAGUUUAUAUUAGUUUAUAUGAAAUCAUAUAUCUUGAGAUAUAGAACUUUCUCUUCAAUAGCGCGAUAAGGCGUGCUUCCUGGUUCGACUAAAAGGUCUUUGGACCAUGAAAAUCUGAUGUUCCUUCUUUGUAAGAGAGUCAUACAGUGAAAAUAAAGAGUUCUGGCUGAUCAAUCUCGAGAACUUAAAGAGAGGCUAUUUGCAAAUUUACACUUUUGUUUCGUCAAAUGGAUCUGGCGAGCCAAUUCUGGCUGGUACUUGAAAUUAUAAAUGAUAGUUGCCAGAAUUUUAUUAAUUUUCUGAUGGCAAGUAUGAUCAGAAUUUUAAUAAAUAGCACAGGAUAAGACAACCCACUUAAAAAAUAUUGUUAAAAUUAAAGUCCCAUUUUAUAAAAUAUAUAAUAAAUUUUAAAAAAUUAUUAUUUUAUUUUUUAAAAAUAUUUUUUAUAAAAACUUUAUUUAUAUUGAUAUAAUUAUUUUAAAAUUUUUAUUUUUUAACAUUUGAAAGAAAUUUAAAAAUAUUAUAAGAAGAAAAUUUUAAUAACAUUAGUAAAGUUCGUAAAGAGCAACAAGCGCUUAGCAUAAACUUUGGCUUUUAUAAAGCAGUUGAUCAUAAUUAAAUUGGCAUCAUUUAUUAAGAAAUCUAUCCUUCCGCAAAAACACAACUCGAUCAACAAGUUUUUAAUUAUUAACUCCAUUUUAAUUUUCUAACGAAAACCAUAUGAGUCAUUAGUAAGUUCGUAAAGAGCAACAAGCGCUUAGCAUAAACUUUGGCUUUUAUAAAGCAGUUGAUCAUAAUUAAAUUGGCAUCAUUUAUUUAGAAAUCUAUCCUUCCGCAAAAACACAACUCGAUCAACAAGUUUUUAAUUAUUAACUCCAUUUUAAUUUUCUAACGAAAACUAUAUGAGUAAUUAGUAAGUUCGUAAAGAGCAACAAGCGCUUAGCAUAAACUUUGGCUUUUAUAAAGCAGUUGAUCAUAAUUAAAUUGGCAUCAUUGGUUUAGAAAUCUAUCCUUCCGCAAAAACACAACUCGAUCAACAAGUUUUUAAUUAUUAACUCCAUUUUAAUUUUCUAACUAAAACAAUAUGAGUCAUUAGUAAUUUCGUAAAGAACAACAAGCGCUUAGCACAAACUUUGGCUUUUAUAAAGCAGUUAUAAUUAUUAACAAAGGAAUUAUUAGAUCGGUUUGAAAGGAAUAAGUUGUCUGAUCUUGUGCCAUUUAUUAAAAUUCUGAUCAUACUCACCAUCAAAAAAUUAAUAAAAUUCUGGCAACUACCAUUUUUUAUUUCAAGUACUGGCCAGAAUUGGCUCGUCAGAUUCAUUUGACGAACCAAAAUGUAAAUUUUUCACACAGCCUCUCUUCAAGUUCUCGAGAUUGAUCAGGCAGAAUUCUUUAUUUAGGCUGUUUUUCUCCCCCAUGAAUAAAGAAUAGCAAGUUUUCAUAUGUUUAAGAUCAUCCGGUAAAACCUAGGAAUGCGCCUUAUCGCGCUAUUGAAAAGAAACUUCUAUAUUAAAUGCUUCCACAGAAGAAAUCUCAGCUAAAUCAAUGGCGGUGACUGAUAUGAAAAUUGAUUUUGGAGACUCAGAAUGUCUAGGACUAGCUGAUUUUUAUGAUGGAUUAUUCGAAUGCUUAGAUACUUUUACGCGAAGUUGCUUAUCAGUAGAAUAUGUCCGUCUUAUGAAAACAAUACAUGGAAGUUUAAUUAAAUCCCAAUGAUUCAGUCAAAUUCAUCUCACUGGAAAAUUACAUUACAGAGAAGGCAUCAAGCCUCAAUACUCACAUUGGAUGAUCCAGUACUUAAAACCUGAAGAAAUCCCAUACCAAGCCUUAAACAUUCCUUCAAUGUUUAAAGCUCCAUUUGGGAACAUAAAAGUCUCUGAAAGGCUUUUAAAAGGAAAUCUUUACAGGAGAGAAAAAUCCAGCGACAUUUUAUCGAAAAAAAUCGAUAUGCUGAUAAAUUCAAAAGAAAAAAGAAGCUUAAGAAGCUCUUGCAAGCCAAGAACUUCAGGUUAUAUUUCUUUUGGAAGCUCAGGACUGAGACAGAAAAAAAGAAGGUCAAGUAGUAUGGAAACUGACCAUUUAGACAUCGUAAGCCCUUUGUCUAUUGCUAUUAAGAAAUCUAGAAGAAACAGCUGCUUGCUAGAAGAAAUUAUUGAAGGCAGAAAAAAUUAUUUUAGAAGAGUUUCAAGUCAUUCACAGUUAAAUGAUUAA